Molecule: messenger RNA, 984 nt
Organism: Glarea lozoyensis ATCC 20868
Lineage: Eukaryota; Fungi; Ascomycota; Leotiomycetes; Helotiales; Helotiaceae
Product: (Trans)glycosidase
Exons: 1
Coding region: 1-984 (327 amino acids)
Source: RefSeq, a predicted model, not a curated record
AUGUCGGCAGUCUCAUCUGUCGCUACCCGUCGGCUCGUGCCUGAAAAUAAAUUAUCACCGGCAGUCGAAUUAUCCAACUCUAAAUCAUUCUUCCAUCGACUACCCAAACGAGCGUUUUUUAUUCUUGUCGGAAUUCUAAUCGUUAUUGCCAUCGGGUUGGGGGUGGGGUUGGGUGUUGGACUCAGCAAUGAAUCGAACAGCGAAUCGCCUGGCAGUCCUCCCCCAACGGUCCCGCCAAACAACACCACCAACCAGGGAACAUUCUGGACGCCAACGGCAGGCACGUCCUGGGAUAUUGUGUUGCUAAAUCCAAUACGCUCCUGGUCACGCAAUAUCAGCAUCUACGAUAUUGAUCUGUUUGACAACAACGCAUCAGCCAUAGCAGACUUGCAUGCCCAGGACCACAAAGUCAUCUGUUAUUUUUCAGCUGGGAGUUACGAGGAAUGGCGGUCCGACGCGGGUGACUUCAGCAAGAAGGACUAUGCCAACGCUCUUGAGGGCUGGAAAGGAGAAUACUGGCUCGAUACCAACUCGAACAACGUUCGCAACAUCAUGAGAAAGCGCAUUGCGCUUGCCGCCAGCAAAGGGUGUGACGGAGUCGACCCUGAUAACGUGGAUGGGUACGAUAAUAACAGUGGCUUUCACUUAGAUCGUUCCAGCGCCGUGGAUUACCUGACCUUCUUGGCGUCAGAGUCGCAUAGUCACAACAUGUCUAUUGGUCUGAAGAACUCAGGCUCAAUAGUUAAUGCAACGAUCGACAUGAUGCAGUGGGCGGUCAACGAGCAAUGUGUAGAGUUUGAGGAGUGUGGUGUCUUCCAGCCUUUCAUCGCUGCUGGAAAGCCAGUCUUUCACAUAGAAUAUCCAAAGUCAGCCCCAAGUGUUGCACCAGAAAUCCGCAGUCAGAUCUGCAGUGGCACAUCAACGUCGGGCUUUUCAACGCUCAUCAAAGAGAUGGAUUUAGGGGAGUGGGUUGAACAUUGUUAG